Drosophila biarmipes is the source of this 3707-nucleotide messenger RNA. RefSeq names its product unextended protein (gene uex). Gene Ontology annotation, cellular component: plasma membrane. The record is from RefSeq and is a predicted model, not a curated record. Gene Ontology annotation, biological process: magnesium ion homeostasis; transport. NCBI's taxonomy places the organism in Eukaryota, Metazoa, Arthropoda, Insecta, Diptera, Drosophilidae. The coding region runs from base 286 to 2901 and encodes 871 amino acids. The transcript is spliced from 8 exons. Gene Ontology annotation, molecular function: transmembrane transporter activity.
UAUGACAAAAAGUAUUUAAGGAACACGCAAUCUUUUUACUAAAAAAAAUUGAUGUGUACGCUUUUUAAGCUGUGAUAAUCAUUUUUCAAUUUAGAAAUAAUUUGUAUACUUUACCUUAAGGUGCCGUUUACUUCUGCAUAAUAAAAAUAAAUUGUGUUGUGUUUAUCAGCGUGAAUUAGAAAUACCAAAAGCGUGGUAUGAAAAAAAUCUAAACAGUGCUUUUACAAGUGUCAGAUAACCAUUAGGUUGGGCGAUCAAUAAAAAUUUACCAAAACUGUUAAUAUUAUGGAAAAUUCCCUUAAAUUUGUCAGUUUUUUAGUUCAAGCUGUGCAAAACCUUAAAACGAGGUUAAAAAAUACAAAUUUUAUUUGGAGAGCAUGCUGGAUGCUUGGCUCGGUAACGAUGAAAAGUGCAAAUCUCGCAUCUCUAAUCAUAAUUAUCCUUUUUGCUAAUGGUAUCAAGGGAACUGCGGUGAAUUUACUGCCUGAGUCGUCGAUACAAAAUGCAGCAAGUGCACGUACACGGAUGACGACUGCGAAUUCAUUUCGAAUAGUAGGUAUUCGAUUGGAGGCAGACGCGAUAGAGACAAAUAACGGAAUACCAAGUGUAUUGAUUGAUAAGGAACAAACUUUUCGAGUUUUCGGUAGCGGAUUAAAAAAAAAUACAGAAAUAACGUUUACCAAUGAAAAAAAUGAUUAUGGUGGUCCAUGUCUUAAACCAGCUACUGACCUGUUCACCCCGAUAGAAGUCGACAGCGAUGGGUUUUCAGCAAUUUACUCCGUAAAAUUUCCGUCAUUUAUUAAUGAAUUUUAUAUAUGUGCCAAAACUGCUGAAGACGCAACAAAUAAAAGCAAAGCUGCAACUACGACACCUUUGGAGCAUCAGGGAAAUUCCGACUGUUUAAAAAUAAAAACACAUGAACCAUUACUACCAGUGUGGCUGGCCAUAAUUAUCAUUGUAACUUGCUUAUGUUUCUCGGCAUUGUUCUCUGGGCUCAAUUUGGGUUUAAUGUCAAUGGACCGCACAGAAUUAAAGAUACUGCGGAACACAGGCACGGAAAGAGAAAAAAAAUAUGCGUCAAAAAUAGCACCUGUUCGAGAUCAAGGUAAUUAUUUAUUGUGCAGUAUUCUCUUGGGUAAUGUGUUGGUUAACUCAACCUUUACCAUUCUGCUGGAUGGUUUAACUUCGGGCCUGUUUGCUGUUAUAUUUUCCACAUUGGCCAUCGUGCUCUUUGGUGAAAUUACUCCACAGGCAGUAUGUUCAAGGCAUGGGUUGGCCAUUGGAGCCAAAACUAUCUUAAUAACGAAAACGGUAAUGGCCAUAACAGCACCACUCUCGUAUCCAGUUUCGCGUAUUCUGGAUAAAUUGUUAGGGGAAGAAAUUGGUAAUGUUUACAACCGGGAACGCUUGAAGGAGCUUGUUCGAGUUACUAACGAUGUAAACGAUCUGGAUAAAAAUGAGGUUAACAUCAUUUCAGGAGCUCUAGAAUUACGUAAAAAAACAGUAGCAGACGUGAUGACUCAUAUAAAUGAUGCUUUUAUGCUCUCACUAGAUGCAUUACUUGACUUCGAAACAGUGUCUGAAAUUAUGAAUUCUGGCUAUUCUCGUAUUCCGGUAUACGAUGGUGAUAGGAAAAACAUUGUUACAUUGCUUUAUAUUAAGGAUUUGGCUUUUGUUGAUACCGAUGAUAACACGCCAUUGAAAACGCUAUGCGAGUUUUACCAAAACCCGGUUCACUUCGUUUUUGAAGAUUAUACCUUAGAUAUUAUGUUUAAUCAAUUUAAAGAAGGAACAAUUGGGCACAUUGCUUUUGUCCACCGCGUAAAUAAUGAGGGGGAUGGCGAUCCUUUUUAUGAAACUGUCGGCUUGGUUACUUUAGAAGAUGUAAUUGAAGAACUAAUUCAAGCCGAAAUUGUUGACGAAACUGAUGUUUUUGUUGAUAACCGUACAAAAAUUAAAAGAAAUCGAUAUAAAAAAUCGGACUUUUCAGCCUUUGCCGAACGUCGUGAAGUGCAAGCCGUUCGGAUUUCUCCUCAAUUAACACUGGCUACUUUCCAGUACUUGAGCACCGCUGUCGAUGCUUUUAAAAAAGAUGUUAUUUCGGAGCCCAUUUUGCGAAGAUUACUUAAUCAAGACGUGUUUCACAACAUUAAAACCAAAGCAAAAAGUAAAGACGAUCCAAGCCUUUACAUUUUCACUCAAGGAAAAUCUGUCGACUUUUUUGUACUUAUUUUGGAGGGUAGGGUGGAAGUUACGAUUGGCAAGGAAGCACUUAUGUUUGAAAGUGGCCCGUUUACCUAUUUCGGAACACAGGCUUUGGUGCCAAAUGUAGUGAUCGACUCUCCAACACAAAUGGGAUCAUUGCAAUCGUUAAAUAUGGAUUCAAAGAUUCGACAAUCUUUUGUACCUGAUUACCCCGUUCGUGCUAUAUCUGACGUGAUUUACAUUGCAAUCAAAAGGGUUUUAUACCUUACGGCAAAAAAAGCUACAUUAUUGGAAAAAAGUCGUAAAUCAGGAACAUUUUCAAAUGAGACAUUUGAUGACGAAGUGGAACGUUUAUUACACUCUAUAACAGAAGAUGAAAAAACACCAUUCCUUUUACCAAAUCAAUAUACAAAGCGUCAAUCCUUAACUAACCGGAGCGGAAAUUCUUCCCCUUCGAAUACGGAUUUAUCUCACGACGAGAGAAACAAUAGUGCCAGCAAACACAUUCAAGGUGAUCGAAAGAUAAACAACCCAGAGCAAAUGGAUAAUGAUUCAAUAAGUAGUAGUUUAGUUGCUUCAGAAGUAGACGAUCAUCAAAGUGAAAGGCGCGGUAACAGAUAUAAGACAGCAGCUUCUAUACCACUUUUGCCAAAGCAAGGUGAUAUAUCCGAAAAUAAGCAAACUAAGCCCCAAUAACUGCAGAAAGUUAACCAAAUUUGGUGUAUUAUUAAGUGAAAAUAAUUAUAUUAUAAAUUCAAAGCCCUUAUAGAUACAUUAAAAAAUUGUCUAAUUCACUUUCUUAUUCAACCCUCAUUUUUGCACGAAAAUGUUUGACUAACUGAGCCCUCCUAUAGUAAUAAAAUCAAUAAAUGCCUAUUCGGGGGUAGUAAAACAAAUAUAUAAAUACCAUCAAUAUUUGAUUAUAUAUUUAUAUUUAUUUUUAAUAUAUAUUGUUGCCUCGUAAAUAACGUACUUAAGAAGUCAUGUCAUCAUGCCGCUAAUUUCAGUUUUUUUUUUGUUCAUUUUUCGUGAAGUUGCUUUAGGAAUGACUCAACGAUAUGUUUAAGACGUCAGUCAAAUAAAAUGUAAUACUGCUUUACUAAAACUUAAAUGCGUUUGUAAACACAGCCACAUUGGUGUAUACCCUUGCAUUGCUUAAAUAAAAAUAUCCAAAAUGUUAUUUUGUUUAAACUUGAGUGCUUAAUAUCACAAUUCACUUAAUAAAAACAGAAACUUCCUUAUAUAAUUUUUUCUGGGUGGCUAAUCUUUUUUUCAGCUACAUUUGCUUCUGAAUUCAUUAAAAUAAUCAGUUAUUUAAAAACCUAUAAUUGUAUACUAUAUUAAUAUGUCGAGUAAGUAAAAAUUAAAAAUGUUAAUAAUCUAAACCAAAAGUGACUUUCGUUAGAUUUGCUUUAAAAAUGAAUUGUAAAUACUGUAUUAAAUGUAUGUUAUUACGUGUAAUUUGUUUCAUGUAAAAAAUAAAACAAACUAUAUUGAGUUUA